Messenger RNA from Guillardia theta CCMP2712, 897 nucleotides. RefSeq lists its product as hypothetical. Gene Ontology annotation, cellular component: mitochondrial inner membrane. The record is from RefSeq and is a predicted model, not a curated record. Gene Ontology annotation, biological process: mitochondrial phosphate ion transmembrane transport. Gene Ontology annotation, molecular function: phosphate transmembrane transporter activity. The annotation marks the transcript as partial. The transcript is spliced from 8 exons. Lineage: Eukaryota; Cryptophyceae; Pyrenomonadales; Geminigeraceae.
UAUGCAGCCUCAGCAAUCAGCGGACUCUUCUGCUGCUCCAUUAUGCACGCUAUCACAGUUCCUGUGGACGUGGUGAAAACGAGGAUGCAAUCUCCUUCUUUCAAGUACAAGGGGCUGCGGCAGGGGCUGCAGACGCUGAAGAAGGAGGAGGGGAUGAAAGGACUCAUGCGCGGCGCCUGGCCGACGGUCGUCGGGUACUCGUGGUAUGGCCUGACGGUCUACCCGGGAUAUGAGAUGUUCAAGCGGAUGUUUAUCGCCAUGGCCGCUGGCGCUGCCUCCACUGCAGUCGCCUGCCUUGGAGUUUGUCCUGCGGAGGUCACGAGGAUCCGAAUGGUUUCCAACCCCUCCUAUGGAUCCGGCGCUCUUGCCGUUGCUGGACGGAUCAUCAAGGAGGAAGGGUUCUUCCGGGGGUUGUACGAGGGGUUCUCCUUCCUCCUGACCCGACAAGUCCUCUUCGGAAUGGUCAAGUUCUUCGUUUUCGACACCUUCGCCUCCACCAUCUACUCCUUCUUCCCCGUCCUUGGCGAGCAGGCUAUCACUCAGCUCCUCGUCUCCCUCGUUGCCGGCCUCGUCGCAGCAGGGGUCAGCAGCAGCAUCGUCUCGCAGCCUGCGGACUCGGUUCUGACGAGGAUGAAGGACAACUCAUCUGGAUGGCAGGCGACGGUCGUGCUGGACAUAUGGAGGAACAUGGGGCCUCGUGGGUUCUUUGCGGGUCUAGGCUCUCGCUGCGUGUGGGCUGGCGCGAUCAUUGCCGGGCAGUUCCUCCUCUACGAAGUCUGCAAGAAUAUCUUCCAGAUCACGGCGGACGACCUCGCCCUCUUCCUCGAUGUACUCCUUCCUCCUCCACUUCCCUCCCCCUCCCCCUUCCCAUCCUCCUCCCCCUCUUCCUCCUCCUGA